Messenger RNA from Salvia hispanica, 677 nucleotides. RefSeq names its product phospholipase A2-alpha-like. The record is from RefSeq and is a predicted model, not a curated record. Gene Ontology annotation, biological process: arachidonate secretion; phospholipid metabolic process. Gene Ontology annotation, molecular function: A2-type glycerophospholipase activity. Lineage: Eukaryota; Viridiplantae; Streptophyta; Magnoliopsida; Lamiales; Lamiaceae.
AAUUCUCUCUCUCCUCACAUUUUGUGUGACCAACUACACCUUUUCUAUAACAUGUUUUGAGCAAAUUCAGGCUUCCAUUUCCCCCACCUUGUCAUAAUGGCUAUUUCAUCACCUCAAUUACAAUUACUAAUUUUCUCCAUCUUUUCUUUCUACAUUGUUCAACUUCACGCUCUCAACAUCGGUCUUCAAGUAAAUGUAGGUCUCGGCUUGUUCAAGGAGUGUAGUAAAACGUGCGAAUCAAUGUUCUGUGAAGCACCUCCAUUUUUACGAUAUGGGAAAUAUUGUGGGCUGUUAUACACUGGAUGCCCAGGAGAGCAGCCGUGUGAUCGCUUAGACACAUGUUGUAUGCAUCAUGAUCAGUGCAUAUCAAAUAUGGGAAACGAUUACUUGAGCCAGAAAUGCAAUAAAGAAUUCUUAAAAUGUGUGGAUUCAUUCAAGAAGUCAAGGGCGCCCACAUUCAAAGGCAACACCUGUGAAAUUGGUGAUGUUAUCCAAGCUAUUAACAAUGCCAUGAAAGCUGCUAUCGUUGCAGGACGAAUUUUUGGUAAACCUUAAACACCAACCAAUUACUUAAAUUUUUAAUUGAUCGAUAUUGUUGUGUAGCAAAUUUCGAUCCCACUCUCUAUUGGCUAAGGGUUUGACUUUGACUGCAAAGGAUAAGAUUUGGGUUAUUACUA